UUUCAUUUUUGAUUAAAAUUUCAGAAAAUCAUCUAAUUAUUUAGUUUUAUAGUAUUAAAUCCAAGCAUGGACAAGCAAGAUGAAAACCAUGAUGAAUCCCAACCAGAGACAGACGGAAGAAUGUGUGUGCUUCAUCCUUCCGCUCCGAAGUUGGAAGAAAAAGUAAAAUGGGAUAAAGAAGAUCCAUUGUGUGCCAUGGUGACAUGGGAAGGAACUCCAUCUGAAAACGAAGAGGUGUAUAAGUUAUAUUGCUGGACGGAUGAAACCGAUAAACGAGAAUUUGAAACACAUGGAAGACAAUAUUCACUGACCAAAUUGAAGAAAGGUUCCAUGUAUUUUGUCAAUGCAAUUCAAAUUAAUAAAGCAGGUUGCUCGGUUCCUUCCAAUAUCAUCAAAUUUGAAACUGGACCAAAGAUGCCUGUUAAUAUUCAGGUCAUGAAUUAUGAACCAUCACCUCAUGACCAUCUUAUGGUUCAGUUCGAUAAUGCAAAUACAAGACAAGUAGACCACCUGGUAUCAGUUCAGCCUAUCAGUGGUGGUGAGAUAAAACUCAUCCAAACAAAAAGAGGACAACAUUUUGCACUGAUUGAAGGACUAACACCUGGACAAUAUUAUAGCAUUCAAGUGGCAGCAGUAGUUGGUGAUCUCAAAAGCGAUUUUGCAAAUUUCCCCAGAAUGAUUCAGACAUAUCCUGGAGUUCCUGUAGAUGUAAGAAGAGAAGAAUUUCAUGAUGGGAUGAAACUUUCAUGGGAGCACAACACAAUCAGACCAAAGAAUUACAGAAUAUUUUGGGCAGCAAACGGGGACAUGCAGGAAGUGAUUGAAACUAGAGAGGACUAUUUCUACUUCAACAAAUUGAAAAGAUCUACGAUUUACAAGUUCAGAGUGGCAGCUUCAAACGCUGCUGGGGAAAGUGAGAAAAGUGCAGAAAUUGAAUACAUUACAGUUCCAUCUGCUCCUAUCAACAUCAAGGUCACACCAAACCCUCUGUCUAAAUCAAGGAGUUUUAUUGUGAAGUAUGAUGAUCCUGAUACGGUGCUUAAAAAGAAAUAUCGGAUUGUGGCAAAGGACAUAAAAGGGAAAGAAGCAGCAACAAUAGAGACCGAAACUCACACUGCAGUACUGAGUGAGCUUCAACCAGGGCAAUCUUACUACAUUUAUGUAGUUGCUAUUUAUGGAACUCUCGAAAGUCAAAAAGCUCACUUCAUCAAAAACGAAAAAUGACUUUUCUUCACCUAAACAGUUUAUAAUGCAUGUAUGCCAUCAUUGUGAUAAUCCCUUUUUUAACUUCCCUAUUAAUUAUAUGUAAUAAUUUCUUGAUAUACCAACCAUAAUGCGGAUCUGGAAUAAUCAUGUCCUGGAGGAAAAAUUCAAUUGGUCACCGUGUUUAAAAUGUUGUUGUGGAAAAUCAAAUGCUAACCCCUGGUCACACCUAUAAAGAAAUACAAAAAUUGGAUUAUCUUUGUUGCCUCACCAACAACUUUUCAACCAUUUAAAAAUUAAUUUGUAUAUCAUAGAAAAAAAUACAUAGCUUUAUGUAUUUCAAUCAUAUCUUUUGUCAAUGUUCCUUGUGAGUUCUAAAUAAAACCACUAUUUCAGAAGACCAGUUUAAAGCUAUUCUUAUAUAAAAGUACGCCAAUUCAAAAAUCAGACUAUAAAAAGUUAUUAUUAUUCAAAUUAUCUACAAUAAUAAUCGGACAAAACAAUAUGACUAAAUAUAGGUAAUGCAUGGAAAUUAUUGAUUUUUAAUUGCACCUUUUUGGUAAAAUGGGAGUAAAUUUAGUGGUAUUUGCACAAUUUUAAUAAAACAACUGAGGGAUUUUAUUUGCAUAUUUCUAGUUCUUGUAUAAAAAGCGCUUAUAUUUAGAUUUGUGAUAAUAGUUUGUGUGGAACUGUGCAAUGUGAAUAGCUAUUGAUUAUAUUUUAUUCACGGUAUCUAUUCCGUGUGAAUUAAAAUGAAUUAUAAGCAAUACCAAAGCUUGAAUUUUAACAAAACAUUUACAGAACACAAGCAUAAAAAGUAGGGUAUGAGAAAUUCUCAAAAAUUCAUUUGUGACAAUUUAUUACCAGUAUUUUUGUUUAUUUUCCAGAUUAUAUGUAUGUCUUUGAUAAAUAUUAUACAAAAUUAAUUUGUUUGCCAUU
Messenger RNA from Styela clava, 2142 nucleotides. Lineage: Eukaryota; Metazoa; Chordata; Ascidiacea; Stolidobranchia; Styelidae. The record is from RefSeq and is a predicted model, not a curated record.